ACACGAGGCUUUCUGAACCUCUCUCCUUCUCUCGACCAGAAAUAAAACACCCACAUUUGGUCGGAAGUAGGCCACCAUGACGCCGCGCGCACUGUUGCUGCUGUUCCUGAUGUGGCUGCAGCUGCUGCUGCGCGCGCGCACUGCCGUUCCACCGAUUUGACUGAGAGAAGCGAGCGCGAGCUGCGGAAACGGGGGAAAGAGGAGGAGAAGCAGGAGGCAGGCGCGAGAAGGCAGGAAAGAGAGAGAGAGAGAGAGAGAGAGAGAGAGAGAGAGAGAGAGAGAGAGAGAGAGAGAGAGACUGACUGCUCGCGGACGUGGCGGCUCCGGGGCUGAGCGACGAGCCCGCGCGCUGGAGAGAGAGAGAGAGAGAGAGACCGGGGGAAAGCAAUGCACCGGGGAAACUGCAGGAUCCAGAAUCAGGGAAGACAUCAGCAGCACUGGCAUUAAAUAGACUGCUAAGGGAGGGAACUGGCUGACGAUGGCCGAGCUGGAGACGGAGUGUAUCGCGUUAGGCCUGAACGCUCUGGCCUCGGAAUGUAUGUCGCCUGCUCUGGAGCCGCUGCGUGCCGAGUGUGUGACCCCGACACUGGCCAUGCUGAACACGCUGAGCUCAGAGAUCACCGAGCCGACCGCCAUGCUGCCGUGUGUAAAGAGCGACCCGGACCUUGAGCUGGUACCGAUUCGCACCGUGGACGUGUCCCAAAUCCAGCCCCUGAGCACUGCGGAACUGGGAUCGGAACACGUCCGGAUGGAGAUCAGUGGCCUGGAGUACAUCAAGUCAGACCUUCACUCGUUCCACGGUGCCGAGUUGGACUCGUAUAAGCCGAGUUAUGAUGCCUUUGACUAUGUGUCUCCUGACAACCUGGACUACAUCAAGUCGGAUCAGAAUUCCGACCUGCAGUGUUACUAUGCAAUGGAACUUGAGGCUAGCAGGUACGAAUAUGACUCGACGCUCGCAUCCGAGAAGUCUGAGACUUCGGACACGGCGGAGUCAAACGUUCUUGAGUCUAUCCGAAUGGCGGAGCUCCGCACUGAGCUCAACAAGCUUCGCCCUGACGCCGUUAUAGAAUUUUCGUCCGCUCACAUGUACGACAUGCAGUCUGCAAAUGCAAACACAACAAACCCAGACACUGCGAAAGCAAAAACACAACCACGCAAACCUCGCAACCUGACAGGCGAAAAGCCAUUCUCCUGCACACAAUGCGGAAAGAACUUCAGCACUCUGGGAAACCUGAAGACGCACCAGCGAAUCCACACGGGUGAGCGGCCAUACUCCUGCUCACAGUGCGGUAAGAGCUUUGGCCAAGCGGGCAACCUGAAGAGGCACCAACUGAUACACACGGGUCAGAAGCCCUACAACUGCAGCUUCUGCCCCAAAGGUUUUACCAAGGCAGACGACCUGCGCUCGCACCAGCGCAUUCACACAGGCGAGAAGCCGUUCACCUGUGAUGAGUGUGGGAAGGCCUUUUUCCAUUCCAAGGAACUUAAGACACACCGUCUGGUACACACAGGUGAGCGGCCUUUCUCCUGCCAGCACUGUGGCAAGGCGUUCACCAAGGAGGCGAGCUUCCGCAAUCACCAGCAGAGCCACACGGGGGAGAAGCCGUACCAGUGUUCCCAUUGCGGAAAGAGCUUUGGGAACUCUGGCGUGCUCAAGACUCACGAGAAGAUCCACACUGGGGAGAAGCCGUUUCAGUGCACGCAAUGCGGCAAGAGCUUCGGCCGCCUCGGACACUUAAAGGCACACCAGCAGAUCCACACUGGCGAGAAGCCGUAUACGUGCUCGCAGUGCGGCAAGUGCUUCAGCCAGUCCGGUCACCUCAAAGCACAUGAACAGAUCCACAAACGAGAGAAAGCGCAAUAACCGAGAUCGAGUGCAGCUAAAACGUAAUGGAGCACAGGAGAAAAAGCAAAAUGUUAAUGUUCCUAAUAACGAUAACACAAACACAUAAAUAAAAUGGUUUAAUGUACUUAUUUAUGAAUGCCUAAAGGCUCCAAAUGGUUUGAUUCUUCAUAUGUGUAUCUGUCAGUCAACCACAGAGGGUGGGAUCAGCUGUAGUAGAGACAGUUUGGAGUACCUGCUUACUCAGUGGUGGUCAGACUGGUAGCCCCAGGAUGUGCUGAAGUUGUAGUUUCCCGGUGGACAGGACUUGUGAAAGUUUAUUUCCAUUCUGCAAGAAGAGGAAGGAAUAACCGGUUUGUUUAAACUUCUGCAGGUGAUUCAUGUGGUCCUUGGUCUUGUGAACCACCUGAAUGCUGUACCUGUAGUCCAGGACGAUGCUGGUGCUUGUAGGCAUGGUCUGGUCCUCUGAAGGUCCUGCUACCCCUUAGAUACCUCAUGUUUAAACAGGAAGUGUUGAGCAGAACCGAAGACAUGGCCAGACGUGAACAUGUUGUGAGUAGAGGUAACUACAGGUUCAACCCUCACGCUGUACUCCAGUAGAGACAUAAAUUCCCUAAGAAGUCAAGGACUUGCUCAUUACCUCUGUGGGGUAAUGGUACAUCCUCAUUCACAUCCCUCAUCAGUAUUAAUGCCUUGUUACUUAGGUUCCUGUGGAACCACAGGCACAUGGAGCUCUCACUCUGACAGUGGGCUAAUGAGUAGAUUUAUGGUUUGUUCACUAGAUCAAAUACAUUUACAUGAAAGUCCAGCAUGGCAUCUGAUUGGGUAUUUUGUUUGCGUGGGUAGAGGCAGUUCUGUGCUGAGGAUACGUUUUGUUUAGGGCACAAACAUGACAGAAGUUAAUUAGAUCACAGAUCAUUUCCUCUGUCGACUUCUCAGGCUGUUAAAAUGACCAGAAAGGUACAUGUCCAGGACCAAAAUAUUUUGUCUCAGCACAUUGCCUUGCCAUCGAUGUUUCGGAACCAGUCACAAGGACGUACUUCUUGACAGUAGGUCAGGUGGAACCUGAAGCCUAUGCAGUAACAUUAGCUGAUGUUAGUAAAGCUAUAUUAGCAACUCUUAUUACACAUCAGUACUGUGAAUGAACUGAUGUUAGUGUGAACAGGGGCUCUGAGGUGCAGGAGAACAUCGGGUUCAGAGACAACACUCGCUAAACCUGGGACCAUCACUGAUCCCACCCCGUGGGCAUGAUUGACAGAUGACAGAAAAGAAUAAAUAAAUAAAUAUAUAUAUAUAAGUAACCUCAUUAAUAAAAGACUUUUACGGAUGAACGUUAAUAUAUUGAGUUUGUCUUCUAUGCUCCAUUACACACACCUCUCAAAGUAUUAUCCUUUUUUAAAAAAAAAAAAAAAACCAAGAAAGUCUACAUUAUAUAUAAUUAUAUACGUUUUCAUACCUGUUUGUGACUGAUUUGCUAUUAUGCAAGUGUCUUCUUUAUUAUGUCGGGGGUGGGGUCAGGGGUGGGGGUUGCUGGUUGAAAUGUUUCGUAUCCGUUUUAUCUGUUUCUAUCUGUUUUAGUGACGAUUUCUUUCCGUACUCACCAUGUACACGUUUAUCAAGGAACCAUGUAAUUCUUUUCAUCAUGUACUGGAACGAGUUAUUAAAGAAACUAAUGAAAAGUGAAAGUGUUUCCUUUUUCAGUUAGGCCACUCCUCAAAAGUGGACCCAUCCUCACCUGGCUGACCGCUGGUCACUGUAUGCAUCAGUAGAGCUGUAUGUGUGGAUGAGGCAGGUCUGGAAAGUAGAAGGGGUCAGGGACACUGAGAGGAACAUGUA
Molecule: messenger RNA, 3679 nt
Organism: Hemibagrus wyckioides
Lineage: Eukaryota; Metazoa; Chordata; Actinopteri; Siluriformes; Bagridae
Exons: 2
Coding region: 479-1864 (461 amino acids)
Biological process (GO): regulation of transcription by RNA polymerase II
Molecular function (GO): RNA polymerase II cis-regulatory region sequence-specific DNA binding; DNA-binding transcription factor activity, RNA polymerase II-specific
Source: RefSeq, a predicted model, not a curated record